This is a messenger RNA of Phalaenopsis equestris, 4487 nucleotides long. RefSeq lists its product as uncharacterized. The transcript has 5 exons. The record is from RefSeq and is a predicted model, not a curated record. Gene Ontology annotation, biological process: negative regulation of DNA-templated transcription; shoot system development; negative regulation of flower development. Lineage: Eukaryota; Viridiplantae; Streptophyta; Magnoliopsida; Asparagales; Orchidaceae. The coding region runs from base 195 to 3686 and encodes 1163 amino acids.
ACCAGGUCCCGUGCGACUGAAGGUGCUCGACUGGCUUCUGCUUUCCCAAUUCGAUUAGCCGGACCAUUUGAUUCUUUGCGGCAGCCGAACCUUCAUUCUUUCCAUUUCUCCGGCGACCCUGCCGAUCUGUAGUCGGUGUCCGGCAACAGUAACGGUUGUGCUGGACAGUAAAACUAUAUUCUUAUUUUCAUGGGAUGGCAGUAAGUUUCUUACAGGAACCCCAUUGUGGAUUUGAGAAUACUGCCAUCAUUACCAAUUCCGCGCAUUCGCCAGUAGCAUCAAAAGCCAAUAAGAUCGUUGAGGUUGAUGAUGAAAAACAGCGAAAUGAAUGCAAGCAUUUUACCAUUCGCGGAUAUGUUGCUGAGGUUCGCAAAAGAGAUAUCAACAAUUGUUGGCCAUUUUUGCUUCAUAAUUAUGCAUCACUGGAAACCGCCAAUGUGUGUCCUCCUCUACCUGUUGCAAAAUUUAGGUGGUGGGGUUGUCAGAAUUGUGUUUGUGAUGUCAUUGCUUCUACAGCCCAGAUGGCUACUGAUGGAGCUAUGAGUGUACAAAAUGAAGAUGAGAAAAGUAACAAUAACUCAUUGCUGGGAAAAGCUACUGAAAGGUCUCAGCUUGAUGCAAGAAAAGUGUCGUCUAAACUGCCACAAAUUUCUAAAGAAAACAACCUAAAAGAAAUCUUAAAGAUAAACGAUUGUUUUGUUAAUAUCAGCAGGGUUGGAAAGGAAGAAAAUGAAUGUCUACAAAGGUAUCCAAUGGAAGAAGGUCACAAAGGUGAUCAGGAUAGUCAAAAUGAGAUUCAAAUUGUUGUAAGCAAAGCUAACUGUGUUUCUAAUGGACGCAUUGCUCCCAACAAAAGAAAAAGAGAAUAUAGAAAUUCUGUUGGCAGGAAAAAGUUAGGGGUUGCCUAUCUAAAAAACGUUUUAAGCACUGCUUUAAUCAAGCAUAAAGAAACUAAACUAAAUAAGAUUGGUCAUUCCAAGUUACUUGGUGGAGAUGCCACAUCCAUCAGAUUCAAGUUCACAUUACAAAGGUCAGAAGAAUAUAAGGCGCCUAAAAGAAGAAGGGUAGAAAAGAGAACAAAAAAUGAUUUCAUGAAAGGACAUACAAAGGUAGAUAUGGUUGUUGGAAAAAAUGAUGUUGUAGAUGCUGAUCCAGCUCAUACAUUGUGCUGUGGUGCCUGCUGCCAAGAUAAGAGAAUCUGUGGAGCAUCUGUUGAUGGCUCAAAGUAUAUGGGUGUUACUGAUGAUAAACAUCAAAUAGAAAAUGAGGUUGAAAACAAGCACAAUAAGAAGGCUAGAAAAGUUCGCUUUCUGGAAGAUAUCAUAAGAAGUGAAACACAGCAUACGAUUGGAAAUACUCUAGAUAGAGAUGCAAAGACUAUUCAGCAUGCUUUCAUAAGAGGACACAUUACAUCAGAGGAGAAAGUUCUUUUAAAUCACGCAAAUGACAGUGCUGAUCAAAACAAUGCCUCAAAGUCUGUCAGAGGCAAAAGCAAAUUACAAAGUUCCUUGGAUGAAUAUGAGUAUGAGUGUGAUUCUGUUACCCAUAUGGAUAGGAUAAAUCAUUGUGCUCAUCAAAGAAAUCAACUUAAAUCUGUUAAAAGGAAAGACAAACAUGAAGACUUCUAUGAUGAAGAUGACGGGCCUUUGCUGAUGCAUUGGCUGAAGAAGAAAAUUCCUAAAAAAGCAAAUGCUUAUGAAAUAGAUGCACAUACCAAUCAUUUCAAUGGUAACUUUCUUCCAUCCAACUUUUCUGCUGAUUUAUCUGGUAGCAAGGAUCGGGGUGUAGAUGUCAGAGAUAGUGUUGUGAGUUUACAGAAGCAGAAAUAUGCUUUUAAUCAGAAACAAACUUUAUCACCCAAAGAUGGCCAAGUGGCAUCAACUAUUCUGAUCCGUGAAGAAAUGAUGUCCGAGAAUUUCAGUUCCCAGGAUAUUAGUAAAAAAAACACAGUCAUCAUGGAGAAAACACAGAAUUUUGGCAAGAAAUCUCCACUUGGAGAAGGAGAAAAUUCUAUCUUACAUAGCAUAAUAAAUAAAAAGCCUCGUAAUGACAGAAUAGAAUUUUGCCGUACAAAGGAUUCUUCUUCUACACAAAAUAAAGCUUCUUUCAAGGUUUGGGAGAAGGCAUCAAAGAAGCCACAAAACAUGCAGUCUACUGACCAAGAAGCUCUAGAUGAUUUUCCAAUGGAUAUUGUUGAAUUAUUAGCCAGGAAUCAGCAUGACCGAGAUCACCAUUUAGCUGAAACUGAUGCUACAAACAAGCUUAUGUUCCCCACAAUAACUGGAAACAUCAAUUACUCUUUCGGUCUCGAUUCUUCUCAACUAAACAGACAAAAACUAUCAGAUGCAGAACAAGGGAAUCUUUCAUGGCAAACAUUCCAAGUCAACAACCAAGGUUUUGAUGUUAGGACUACAUUCCCAUGUAAUGGUGGGAUUGACCAGGAGCCGAAAGCUUGCCAUUGUUCUAUCAAUGGAAAGAAAAUGCUUCAGAUUGAUUUAAACCAAUGUUAUAGUGAUUCUUUAAUUACUAGAGCAGCAUCUGGUAAUUUGGACAUUAAUAGUAAUGGCCAUCAGCCAAUUUUCUCCUGUUGCAGAAGCAAUAAUUUGAAGUCUUCACAAUCAAUUAUUGAGAAUCAGACAGUUGCUUGUGAAAAUCUAUCCAGAAAUCUCCAUUAUGAAGUGAUACAACGUAGAAACGGUACAUCCUUUGGAGUUGACAGUUAUUUUUUGAAUAAUUUGAAUGGUUCAGUCCAUGGAAGGGAUCUGAAAAUGUUUCCUCCAUCAUGUGAUUAUGAGAUGCCAAGAAACCCAAUUGGAAAGCAACACCAUUGGGGCUUUUCCCGAACAGCUCCAAAUGCUUCGUCUUUCAUGGAAUUAGCAAAUCAUUCUCAUUCAAAUUUUUGUCCGGCAGACCUUUACAGCAAUGAAACCAUAUCUGCUUUGAAUUUGCUAAGGCUUAUGGAUCAAUCUGCACGGUCUGGUGAACCUCGACAUCCUUACCGAAGUUAUUCAGGAUUUACUAAGGAGGACACGUGUUUCAAUGGUCAAUAUAAUGACUCACAAUUAACAUAUGGAAGCCAAGGAAAAGAGCUCGGCUUACAUCCCUUGGAAGUUAAUCCAAAUCCAUGCCAACCAAGAAAUUCCUGCUUGCCUCUCCGACCACUUCCCAGAAUUGGAAUAUUAGGACCUUCAUUGCAAAAGGAGAUCUUUAAUAUGUCAAAGGACGGUAGAAUACCUACCAAGAGUUCUCAGGUAUUUCUUAAUGCUAAUGUGAAUGAGAAAAUAAAAACUUCUUGUUUGAACCCAAACACUUCGACAUGGAACUCUUGUAACUCUCUUUUUAGAUGCAAAUGCUCUGCAAAAAUUGGCCCAGAUAGAGAUUUUGAUAGAUUUUCCACAUCAAAUACAAGAUUUUCCUUAGUUAGGGAUGGUACAACUCGAGGUGAGUUGAACAAUAAAGUUGAUGCUAUUCUUCCCUUGGGUUUUUGUAAGAUGGAAAUAUGUGUUGUUAACAGAAAUCCUGCUGAUUUUACUGUGCUUGAUGAAACUAAUGAGUAUAUGAUAGAGACCAAGGAACUAAAGCUGAAAUCUGUGCCUCCAUCGGAUAACCUUCGAGGUUCUGUACAUGGGCAGAAGAAGCAGAGAGUUAUGAAGCUCAAUGAUCUGAAAGCAUUUGCAAUGGGAUGAAAUUUCAGGCACCUAUUAGUGUCAAAAUUUUGUUAUUUUAAGGAGUUUCAGUAAAUAUCAAAUGAAACUCCUAAUUGUCAAUAUGUGUAUACUUUUUUUUUAAAUUUUCUUGUAAAGAAGUCGUCAUUAAGCUCCAAACAGCCUAGAAGAAUUGGAAUAAUGUCACUCUGGGCAUCUAAUUAUGCAAAGAGAUUCUGAUUAUUUCUUUGUUAAGGUCUUAAUAGCUGAUUGUGUGAUAUAAAAGCCGGAAUUUGGCCCCAAGUAACAGGUAUGAUUGGCUUGGUUCUUAACGUUGUGGAAUAAAGUUUCAUUGGUUAUACCGCUUCCAACUACAGCGGCUUGGUGUACAGUGAAGAAGUCUUUCAGUCUUAUACAAUGUCUUCGAUACACUUAUUGGCUAUCUUCAUUCAACAUUAUAUGCUUAUCAAGGAGAUAUCAAUGAUCACAGGUUCUUCUCUUGCUUUUGAACAUAGCAGCUUUGAGGAUGUUGCCCCAACUUGUCUGUCAAUGUAAUGUUUCAAGAGUUUAUAAUUUGUAUGACGCUUAAUUUACCUAUUCCAAUUCUGGAGAUGAAAUAAAACAAAUGAUUAAAAAGGUACGCUUUUUUACUCAUUCCAAUUUUUGUUAGAACAUUCCUAUCAUUCAAAAGGUAUGAUGUAUUCCUCAAUUCUGAGCUUUACUAGAGAUGAAAUUCUUGUUCUUCUCUACUGGCCACUUUUACAAACACCAGCCUAAUAUCUUUUUUAAAACAACAAUCCCAUGUAAAAGUUUUUGUGGAUUGGGGUAUUAUUAAACCAAACU